Haliaeetus leucocephalus (bald eagle) is the source of this 2323-nucleotide messenger RNA. RefSeq names its product adherens junctions associated protein 1 (gene AJAP1). The coding region runs from base 1 to 1728 and encodes 575 amino acids. NCBI's taxonomy places the organism in Eukaryota, Metazoa, Chordata, Aves, Accipitriformes, Accipitridae. The transcript is spliced from 12 exons. The record is from RefSeq and is a predicted model, not a curated record. Gene Ontology annotation, cellular component: cell-cell contact zone; cytoplasmic side of plasma membrane; plasma membrane. Gene Ontology annotation, molecular function: beta-catenin binding.
AUGCCCCCGGCCUCGUCCCCUGCUCCCGGCCGACGCACCCUGACGGCCCGGCCACGCGAGCGCCUUCCCGCUGCCGCCGGAGCCGUCCGUCCGUCUGCCGAGGAUGCGCUGCCGUGUGGUGGGAAGGAGAGAGUCUCCGGGGAGUGUGCGGCGAUGAUUUCGCUCCCGCGGCCGCCGGAGCGGGAGAGCCUGCGAGCUGCCCAGAUGCUGUACGCGUGGCUGUGCCGCUUCUCACGGCACGGGACGUGCCGGAGGGGUCCCGCGCCGGUGGGCUCCAGCCCCGCGGGGGCUGCUGCGCUUGGGGCUUUGCCCUUUCUCUGCCUCCGGCGAAGGACGGGACCCGAAGGCGAGAGCAGCCGGGGCCGCGGCACUGCUGCGCCAGAUCUGCUCCCUGACAGCCUUGGCAGGGUCUGCGCCUACCGCAUCAGCAUAUUGGCGAGAGGGCAGUGGAAGGAGCUGCAUGUCCUCCCCCGCGAGGUCAGGGGCUCCGCUGAGGAGACGCCUGGCGCGGUGGCCGGCGAGUCCCUGCGCUGCGGGGUCGCAUUUGGCACUGGGUCAGGUUGCCCGCUCGGAAGCCAUGCUUGGAUUUUAAUAGCCAUGUUCCACCUAGCCAUGGACCUCGCCAGUUGCCAGCCCCCAGCCAGCGGUGCCGGCGGGAGGCUCUCGCCACGGCCGGCGCUCCGGCACAGACUGUCCCGUGGCUCGCUGUGGGGAGCGGGGAGCGGGGAGGACCUGCGACGUCCCGGCCCCCCCUGGACCUGCUCCCCCACCUGCCACGGCCGAUGCCUCUGGCCUCGGUGGCAUCGUCCGGUGGGCUCGUCGUCGGCCGGCUGCGGCAGCCUGUCCGCCGGCUCCGUUUGCAGCACGUGGGAGGAUGGCUCCUGGCACGUGCCGGUGCUUUCCGACUUCGUGAGCGAGUCGGCCGCCUCGUUUAGGCGAGGACGAGCCGCCGGUGCUGCCGCCUGCCCGCCGGUGCUGCUGCCGCUGCCCUCCCUGGCCGGCAGAUCGGCGGAGAACCGCAGCCCCGAGCCUCCCGCCCGAGCUCUGGAUCUGCUUUUCCUUCUGCCGCUGGGGCUGAGCACCCCGGAGAGCCCCGGCGAGGAGCACCGAGCCCUUGCCGUGCCUCGGGACCAGCGUUUUGGGAGCAAGCGGCCAGCGCCGUCUCGGAGCCCCGGCCAUGCCGUCGCCGGAUGCAUCCUGGCAGCAAAGUCCGCAGCGCUAAAAAGGUGUCGCCGCUGGCUGGCCUCAUUGCUCAAAAUCGGGGAUUUUAUGGGUCUCCACGUACCGAGCGGGGAUCCGCGCCUCCUUCCCGAGGCAGCCAGCGGUCUGGCGGUUCAUCAGAUAAUCACUAUUACCGUGUCCCUCAUCAUGGUCAUAGCUGCUCUGAUAACAACUCUUGUCUUAAAAAAUUGCUGCGCGCAGAGCGGGCGCCCGCGGCGCAACAGCCACCAGCGCAAGCUGGACCAGCAGGAGGAGAGCUGCCAGAACCUGACCGACUUCGCCCCCGCCCGCGUGCCCAGCGCCCUCGACAUCUUCACCGCCUACAACGAGACGCUGCAGUGCUCCCAUGAGUGCGUCCGGACCCCCGUCCCCGUCUACGCGGAGGAGGUGUUGCGCUCGCCCGGGGAUUAUAAAACGACCUUCAAUGGAAACAGACCCUCUUCUUCUGACCGGCAUCUUAUUCCCGUGGCCUUUGUGUCUGAGAAAUGGUUUGAAAUCUCCUGCUGACUGGCCGAAGCCUGUUUGACUUCUGGGGGCAGGGCAGACGCCAUCGGGCUGUUUCCUGGAUUCCAUUGGUGAACCUGUAAAAAAUAUAAAAAAAUAAUGGGUUACCUGUACCUACCAUUUCCGUUUACCAGUAGGAGACUCAAAGAGCAGCGUUCUAUGGGCCAAAUAUAUUUUUAUAAAAAUGAACACGCCUAUAGGUAACUGCGUUUUUCAAAGAGCGCUUUUUUUGGAGAGGAGAAAGACAAAAGUGCGAGCAAAGAAUCCUGUGGAGGAAGAGGAACCGGCGAGGGACUGAGAGGGAAGGACUGGGCGCCUGGAGCCUGGACGCGGACUGUGACUCUGAACCUGUGCCAAUAAUACCAUUAUGUGCCACGUACCGAUGCAAAGACUUCGCGAGAAGCUGAAGCUCAGUCGAUAACGCCUAGAAACGUUGUGGAGGACGAGUGGGGCGUCUCUUCUGGUGGGGUCAUUCAUUCCGGUCCAUACGCAUACAUACAUACGAUAUAUGUAGAGAGAAAAUAUAUAUAUACACACACAAACACUUUUUGUACUGUAGCAAUUUUUGGAGAUCUUAAAUACUCAUUUUUAAAGAAGA